CAAAUCAAAUAAUUGCAUGGUAGUCUCAUGUAAUCCCCUUAGCCCCGUACAGCUUCAACUCCAUAUCGAUCUUCGCCUUGAUUUUUCCGUUCUUCUCAUCCAGAGUCCACACUAUCUUCCAUGGUUGCUGAAUCAGAAGUUCACAAAAUUUCCCCAAUGCAGCGUUUCUGGGAACCCCAAUUAACGGAAAAGCGACACUGAAGCUGAUCGCUACUAGUGCUGCUUUAGGGUUUUGGUUCUGGGAUGAGAGCUCAUGGCUGUUGCUAGUGCUGCACUGAUCGCUCCCUCUUUAUAUUGCAUUUCUCGAUUCAAUUAUAAUGUCAAAUGCCAAGAAGAUCAUAAGGUCUUCCUUUCGGACUUCCCUGCAGAAUAUGGCUCUGGGUUUUGUGGUUCGAUUCUUUGUAUAGGGUCACAAGCGAAGAGGACUGAUAUUGUGACUGGGAAGAGGAGAUUGAAUGCAGUUGAUACCCGCAUUGUCGAAAAUGCUCAGACGAAAUCCACGAUUGAAAUCCCAAUUACCUGCUACCAGCUAAUUGGAGUUCCUGAUAAAGCUGAGAAAGAUGAAAUUGUUAAGUCAGUCAUGGCUUUGAAAAAGGCAGAUAUUGAAGAAGGUUACACCAUGGAUGUUGUUGUAUCUCGCCAGGAUCUUCUAAUGGAUGUUAGGGAUAAGCUUCUUUUUGAACCAGAAUAUGCUGGCAGUCUAAAAGAAAAGAUUCCCCCAAAAGCUUCACUACGUAUUCCUUGGUCUUGGUUUCCUGGUGCUCUUUGCCUUCUUCAACAGGUUGGAGAAUCACAGCUUGUGCUUGACAUUGGACGUUUAGGUCUCCAACAUCAAGAUGCCAAGCCAUAUGUACAUGAUUUGCUUCUUUCUAUGGCUCUAGCUGAGUGUGCGAUUGCAAAGAUUGGCUUUGAGAAGAACAAAGUGUCUCAAGGUUUUGAAGCUCUUGCUCGUGCUCAAUGUCUUCUAAGAAGUAGACCAUCUUUAGCGAAAAUGACAUUGCUAUCACAGAUUGAACAAUCUCUUGAGGAGCUCGCACCUGCUUGCACAUUGGAACUAUUGAGCAUGCCACAAACCCCUGAAUAUGCUGAUCGCAGACAAGGAGCAAUUGCAGCUUUGCGUGAGUUGCUGAGACAGGGUCUUGAUGUUGAAACUUCAUGUCAAGUUGAGGAUUGGCCUUCAUUCCUAAACCAAGCCUUCAGCAGGUUGCUGGCUGCUGAGAUGGUUGAUCUUCUUCCCUGGGAUAACUUAGCUGCAACAAGGAAGAAUAAGAAGACAAUUGAAUCACAGAACCAGAGGGUGGUUAUCGAUUCAAAUUGUUUCUAUAGGGCUUUUAUAGCUCAUGUGGCACUUGGAUUUCCAAGAAAGCAAAAGGAUUUGAUUAAUAAGGCAAAAAAUAUAUGUGAAUGUUUGGUAGCUUCAGAUGGCGUUGAUUUGAAAUUUGAAGAAGCUUUUUGCCUCUUCCUCCUUGGUCAGGGCACAGAAGCUGAGGCAGUUAAACAACUGAAGCAGCUUGAGCUGAACUCAAGUUCUAGUAACUCAGUCUCAGGGAAGGCUAUAGUGGAUGUAUCUGCUAGUAAUCUAUCAUUGGAAAUGUGGCUGAAGGAUUCUGUGCUUGCUUCAUUUCCAGAUACCCAAGACUGUUCUUCAUCACUGGUCAAUUUCUUUAAUGCUGAAAAGAAAACCACUGGAAGCAAGAGAAGUAGAGGAGGUCCAGAGACCUUGUCUACAAUAGGUCGUAGACCUCUCUCGGCCUCUGUAGCUUUAGAACGGAGAGACUUUGAAGAGCCUCGCUCAUAUAUGAACUCUUCUCAUCUAGGGUUUGCUGUCAAGCAGCUGACUCCUACUGAUUUGCAGAGUUCACUGCUGUCUGGCAAGAAGGACAAUGGGAGCAACCUUAGUGAGUCACCUGCUCAGUUGAAAAGGAGCCUUGGCAGUCAUCGCAAUGGAUUUUGGGAUAGUUACUCUAGUCAUGCACACAUAUUUGGAAGAAUAACAUAUAUUACAGUUCUAGGUUGCGUUGUAUUUGCUUCCUUCAAGUUAUUAGGAGUGAACUCAAGCAAAGAAAAAGCUGGUUCUCAUUGGGCUUCUGCUAGAGCCAACGGUAACAUUGUGUUGACAGCAGAUUCUUCUGUGGACCACAAUGUAGGAUCCGCUUAUAUAAAGGGAAGUAAAUUUACCGACGGACUGAAGAGACUUCUGGCAAUGAUAAAGUUUAUGCAUCAGUCAGAUGUUGGAAAUGGACGUGGCUCAUGGCCAGCUUCUACAUCACCUUCCUCCCUUAUUAAUAAGAGGCCAAUGCCUAUGGAAGAAGCAGAAGUUCUAAUUAAGCAAUGGCAAACUGUCAAAGCUGAAGCUUUGGGACCUCACCACCAAGUUCAUAGUCUAGCUCAAGUUCUUGAUGAGUCAAUGCUUGCUCAGUGGCAAGCUUUGGCUGACACAGCAAGAGAAAAGUCUUGUUAUUGGAGGAUUAUUUUGCUCAAAGUGUCUGUCCUGCGAGCUGACAUUUUAGCAGAUGGGAAUGGAGAAGAAAUGGCAACAAUAGAAAGCCUCUUAGAAGAAGCAGCUGAGCUUGUUGAUGCUUCUCAGCAAGAUAAUCCUAACUACUAUAGCACCUACCUAGUUAAGUACGUGCUGAAGAGACAAGAUGAUGGAAGAUGGAAAUUCUGCGAAGGCACUAUAGAAGUACCCUAAUAUCAAGGUCUAUUCCUAUGACACGCCAGAUAGUUAAUGUUUCUGCUAACAUGGCUCUUUUCCAAAUUCUCACUUCUAGAGCCUUCAACAAAAGUUUGAAGCUGAUCCAAGCAUAGGCAGAUUAUAAUAUCUUUACUUUUUUCACUGUACAUCAUGUAGAAAACUGAUUUACCUUGUCCUUUUCCCCCUUGGUGCUUCCUGAUUACUUGUAAAGGCCUGAUUGAUUGAUGUAUGCAUAGGUUUAACAAGCAAUUUUCUCCUCAUUUUUUCUAGUGUUAACAAAAGUAAUUCUGCAACCAAGUUGUUGGAUUAUUA
Neltuma alba is the source of this 3007-nucleotide messenger RNA. Its product is annotated as plastid division protein CDP1, chloroplastic. The transcript is spliced from 12 exons. Gene Ontology annotation, biological process: chloroplast fission. Bases 254 to 2692 code for a protein of 812 amino acids. The record is from RefSeq and is a predicted model, not a curated record. Gene Ontology annotation, cellular component: chloroplast inner membrane. NCBI's taxonomy places the organism in Eukaryota, Viridiplantae, Streptophyta, Magnoliopsida, Fabales, Fabaceae.